Camponotus floridanus (Florida carpenter ant) is the source of this 1040-nucleotide messenger RNA. RefSeq lists its product as uncharacterized. The record is from RefSeq and is a predicted model, not a curated record. The transcript has 4 exons. NCBI's taxonomy places the organism in Eukaryota, Metazoa, Arthropoda, Insecta, Hymenoptera, Formicidae. The coding region runs from base 22 to 933 and encodes 303 amino acids.
ACUGUCCCGAGGAGGAGCGGUAUGUGGAACAGCCGACGCGAAUCAAACGUAAGAGAAAUCAUCGAUAGAUGCGAUCCCGAUGAUUACGAUUACAUCGUCGAGAAGCUCGUCGUGAAGCGCGUGCCGCUUGCGCUUUUCGCGAUCCCAGCUGAUCUCGCGAAUCGACGCAGAUUCGAUGACGCGUCAUUGAUGCCGGAUGACAUUUCGCAAUCCUCGUCCUUAUCUGCGUUUAACGGGAAUAAUCCUGCCAUUACACGAGGAACGUAUCUCACCUCGACGAGGAUGGAUAGAACUGUAUAUGAUUCUGCGGCGAAUAAAACUCUGCCAAAAUCUUCGAUUUGGAAACAGGGAAUUCCAAAUAAAUUCAAUGCUCUCCAUCCGAACUUGAGGGAAUUCGAAAAACCGUCUAAAAAUCCACCGAAUUUUCCGCGAAGCAAAUUGUCGUUCGCAGAGGACAUUUCUGUGGCGUCCAGCACUGACAUUUCCUCCAGGACCUCAACGUCUUCCGUAAUUAUUCAGAACGAUGUUUCAAUCCAGGACGAUUCUGCUCGUCACGAAUCUAUUAUUAAGAGCGAAAUAAAUGACAAAUUAAAAAAGGAAGAUAUCUCGAGGCAAGCGCAAAAUCCAUCCACUGUAAAAGAUCAAGGUAAAUUUAUUCUUGGACGGAACCGGAAAUAUAUUGUAUCACCAUUUCAAGUGAAACGGGGCUCUCUUGAUUUCACGAAACCGAAAAACAUCGUCGAAAAUUUCGGCGUAGACGGCAAGUCGCUAACGUAUAUUGAAGAAUCUGCGGAGGAAAAAUCCUCGGAAUUAGCGGAAGAUUCGAAAGAUUGCAAUUUACAAUCAAAUACAGCAGUCAGAUGGCGAAUCACUAUUAGACGUCGGCGCGAAAACGCGGAGUCGCGUUCUUUAGAAGGGGAAAUGCAUCGGUGAGGACGUAUCCUUGCACAUAUCAUCAGCUGUUGUUCACCUGCUUCUAUAUACGUUUUUGCACCUGUGGACGUUGCCGCGGAAACGAGCGUAGCAUCAUAAUGGCAGCG